AAUGGGUAACUUCAAUCAUAUGUCCAACACCUCUUAUCAAUCAAAGUCACUACCACACCACCAUCACUCAACGACGUUAUCCUUUUCUCCGCUUCUGGGUUUUGCUGUUUUCUUGCUCAUGUGGUUCUCUCUUUCUCUCUGCUGCAGAAGAAAAAAGAGCAGGAAACAGAAAGUUAGAAUCUUUAAGUAAGGAAUGCUUAAAAGGAAUCCCUUUCUAGUCUAGAGAAUUAAUUAUAAAGUCUCUACUUUUUCACUUCUGGUCUUUGCUUAAUUGAAGAAAUACAGAGAAAAAGGUUAUUCAUUUUCUUUAUAUCACUGAUGUCGAAAUAGACACUAGAGAGACAGAGAGAGAGAGAAGGGAGAUCUGACCUUAUGAUGGAGACAAAAUCACUGCGCUUCAGAACCCACCAAUCUUUCUUUUCGGUUGUCCGAUCAGGCGACCUGGAUUCUCUGAAAGAGAUUGUGGAGAAGCUGACAAAUGAUGAGCUGUUUGAUGGGUCUUCUCCGGUGUCUGAUCUAAUGGCUAUGCAGACUGAUGCAGGGGAGACUUCUCUGUUUAUAGCUGCAGAGAAUAACUUGGAAGAGGUUUUUAGAUAUUUGAUCAAGUUUUGUGAUGUGGAAAUUGUUAAAAUCAGGUCCAAGUCUGAUAUGGAUGCCUUCCAUGUUGCAGCUAAGAUGGGUCACUUGGGUAUCGUGAAGGAACUACUGAGCAUUUGGCCUGAGCUUUCCAAGAUAUGUGAUUCCUCCAACACUAGCCCACUUUAUUCAGCAGCUGUCAAAGAUCAUUUGGAAGUGGUGAAUGCAAUCUUGGAUGCUGAUGUCAGCUCAGCAAGGAUAGUGAGAAAAAAUGGGAAAACUGCGUUGCACAAUGCGGCUAGGUAUGGCGUCGAUCGGAUUGUAAAAGCGCUUAUUGACCGUGAUCCUGGAAUUGUCUGCAUCAAAGAUAAGAAAGGCCAAACUGCACUCCAUAUGGCUGCAAAGGGUCAGAGCACUUCUGCAAUAGAGGAUAUAUUAUCAGCUGAUUGCUCGAUACUAAAUGAACGUGACAAGAAGGGUAACACGGCAGUCCAUAUAGCCACAAGGAAAUGUCGUCCACUGAUUGUAAGCCUUUUGCUAAGCUAUACAUCUAUUGAUGUCAACGCCAUCAAUAAUCAGCGUGAAACUGCAAUGGAUUUGGCUGAUAAACUCCAAUAUGGAGAAUCAGCAUUGGAGAUCAAGGAAGCUCUAACAGAUGCUGGCGCCAAGCAUGCUAGGUACAUGGGUCAAAUGGAUGAAGCAAUGGAACUUAAGAGGACUGUGAGUGAUAUAAAGCAUGAGGUACACUCGCAACUCAUACAAAAUGAAAAAACCAAUAGACGAGUUUCUGGUAUUGCAAAAGAACUAAGAAAACUUCACAGAGAGGCUGUCCAAAAUACGACAAACUCCGUCACUGUUGUUGCAACUCUUUUUGCCUCAAUUGCUUUCUUGGCUAUAUUCAACUUGCCUGGGCAAUAUAUAAUGGAUGGAAAUGAAGUAGGAAAGGCUGAAAUAGCUGACAAAGUUGGUUUCAGAGUCUUUUGCCUUCUAAAUGCAACCUCUCUCUUCAUAUCCCUAGCUGUUGUCGUAGUUCAGAUCACUUUGGUGGCCUGGGACACACGAGCUCAGAAACGGGUAGUAUCUGUAGUUAACAAGCUGAUGUGGGCUGCGUGUGCUUGCACUAGUGGUUCUUUUCUGUCUAUAGCGUUUGUAGUAGUGGGAAAAGGCAGUUCAUGGAUGGCUAUAACAAUAACCUUAAUGGGUACUCCAAUUCUUGUUGGGACACUUGGAAGCAUGUGUUACUUCGUUUUCCGGCAACAUUUCGGAGCUUUCCGGGACUCCCAAAGGCGCAUAAAAAGAGCUAGUGGAAGCAAGUCUUUCUCAUGGUCUUACUCGGCAAACAUAUCAGACCUUGAUGACUACAACUCUGAUAUGGAAAAGAUCUAUGCUUUGUAAACUAAACUAUGUAUUGAGCAAUAAGGCAGCAUGUAUAGAAAAGAAAAGAAAAGAAAAAUGAAAAAGAAAACGGACCUGUUGGUGGGGGGCUCUAGUUUUUGAAUGGCUGGUUUUUUUCUGCUUUCAAAUUGUCUUAACAGAAGGGUUGACGAAUUGUGUAAUUUUGUAUAUUUUGUAAUUUUGGCUGGUAUUCGAGUCUCCAGUAAAAUGUGAACCGCAUAGUGAAACAUUACCAGUUGCACUCGCUGAUACGCUGUACACUGUAUUUUAUAGUAGGAACCAAGUAGAUAGGACUGCUGUAGCUUUCUUGAUUUCUCUUCUCUUCACGUGUUCACAUAAAGAGUCUACUUUCCAUCUGGA
Molecule: messenger RNA, 2331 nt
Organism: Jatropha curcas
Lineage: Eukaryota; Viridiplantae; Streptophyta; Magnoliopsida; Malpighiales; Euphorbiaceae
Product: Ankyrin repeat family protein
Cellular component (GO): plasma membrane
Molecular function (GO): protein binding
Source: RefSeq, a predicted model, not a curated record